UUUCCAGCCAGCUGUCAAACUGACAGCGUAUUUACGUCAGCCACGUUGGAACUGCCAACUCGGUGUUUUUAUGAUAAAUAUUUUAUUUUUCUCAUCUAAAUACCCGGCGUUGGCGAGUGAGGAUGAAGAUCAAGGAGCUGAAGCGGACGGUGAACGUGAGCUGGUCGCCGGCGGAGCAGGCGCCGGUGCUGCUGGCGGCCGGCUCGGCGGCGCAGCAGGUGGACGCGUCCUUCAGCAGUUCGUCGCAGUUGGACCUGUAUUCCUUGAAUUUGGAGGACCCUGGACUCGAUUUGGAACUUAAAGCCAGUCUGCAAACGCAGCAUAAAUUUCAAAAGCUAGUAUGGUCAGGAGCAGGUGUCAUUGUAGGGGGUUGUGAUGGUGGUCUCUUAGAGUUCUACAGUGCUGACAGACUGCUCAAGAAUGCUGACAACCCACUGCUGGGCAGUAACACUAAACACAACAAUCAUGUGUCAGCACUGGAUAUAAACCCUUACCAGAAGAACCUCCUGGCCUCCGGAGCCUCCGACAGUGAGAUCUUCAUCUGGGACCUGAACAACACCAGUCAACCCAUGGCUCCGGGCAAUAAAAGCCAGCCACUGGACCAUGUGCAGGCACUAGCUUGGAAUCAGCAGGUGCAACACAUUCUUGGCUCGACAUUUGCGUCCAGAUGCGUCGUAUGGGAUCUGCGGAAAAACGAGCCUAUUAUGAAAUUGAGUGACAACGUGUCCCGCACCCGGUGGCGCGCGCUGGCGUGGCACCCCGGCGUGGCCACGCAGCUGUGCGUCGCCUCCGAGGACGACGCCGCUCCCGUGGUUCAGCUCUGGGAUCUCAGAUUGGCUGCAUCUCCGCUAGUAACACUCGAGGGUCACCAGAAGGGCGUGAUGGCGUUAUCCUGGUGCCGUCAGGACCCUGACCUGCUCCUCUCAGCCGGCCGAGACGGUCGAGUGCUUUGUUGGAACCCUAAUAACACCCAGCCGGGUGGAGAGCUGCUAGUAGAAGUGGCACAACAAGAGCAGUGGGUGUUCGACGUGUCCUGGUGUGCCCGGGACCCUAGUUUGCUGGUGUCAAGUUCAUUUGAGCAGCAAGUCACUGUGCAUUCACUGUUGGGCGGUGGAGGCAGCGCGAGGCCGGAAACUAGCGGGCAGAGCCAGUCGAACAUCCUGGAGGCGUUCGGCGCGGCGUCGCUGGGGCAGCUGCCCGCCGUGGCGCGGCCGGCGCCGGCGCCCGAGCCCCGCGCCGUGCUGCCCCGGGCGCCCCGGUGGCUCCGCAAGCCUGUUGGAGCCAAGUUCGCUUUCGGCGGCAAACUGGUCACGUUUGAGAAGUGCCCUCAAGAAACUCCACAGAAGACCGUACAUAUUAGUCAGGUGGUGAGUGAACCAGAGAUAAUCGAGCUGGCAGCCGAGCUGGACGGAGUUCUCAGUUCCACUCUGAGCAACGAGCCGGGCGCCAUCGAGGCGUUAGCGCAGUACUGUCGGCAAAAAGGUGACGCCGCGAGCGAGCAAAAUGAUCGCUACACAUGGUUCUUCCUGCGAGCGAGCUUCUUGCCCAACUUUAGGAGCGAAGUCCUCAAUCUGCUGGGAUUCAAGCAAGACGAAAUCCCGUCUAAAUUCAAAAGUGGAAAUCUCGCCGACCAGACAGACCACGCUGGGCUGAGCCGGGGCGAGUCCACGGAGACCGACGCGGAACUCUCCACUGACACCAGCACUGAUCUUUCGGAUGCACACACACUGAUCGAAAGGAAAUUGGCAAAUUUGGAUCUGGAGCCACAAGCACAAAACGUCGUCAUUCCCAACGGAGAAGAUUCCACAAGUCUCAUCUGCCGCGCGCUGGUGUGUGGGAACCUCGAGGAGGCCGUGGAGCUGUGUCUCGAGGCCAAGCGGGUGGCUGACGCCCUCAUCGUCGCCUCUCUGGGCAGUCAAGAGCUCCUCUACAAAGUCCAAAAAUACCACCUGGCGCACUCCGGCCGAGACCCGGUGGCCCUAGUAGCCAGUAGCUUGCUGAACGGCCGCUGGGAGGCGCUGGUGUCUUCCUCGAGCCCGUCCUCGUGGAGGGAUGUAUUGGCUGCAUGUGUCACUCACACUGAGGGCGCCGAGUUACAGCAUUACUGCGAAAUGCUCGGCGAUCGCCUCUCAAAAGAAACCGACCCAGCCCUCGCAGAGGCAGCAACAGUGUGCUAUCUAGUGGGCGCUGCGGCCGACGCCUUGUUAUCUCGCUGGGUGGCGAGGCGGAGGGACGGGGGAGCGCACGCGCUGGCUAAACUGACGGAGCUGGCGCUGCUGAUGAGGAGAGCGGCGGCCGCUAGAGGGAGAGACACACAGGUGAGACAGAGAGAGCUAUAUGCCUAUGGGUUGUUAUCUCGCUGGGUGGCGAGGCGGAGGGACGGGGGAGCACACGCGCUGGCUAAACUGACGGAGCUGGCGCUGCUGAUGAGGAGAGCGGCGGCCGCUAGAGGGAGAGACACACAGAGGGAGAGACACACAGGUGAGACAGAGAGAGCUAUAGUGACCAGUGCCGAUGGGUUGUUAUCUCGCUGGGUGGCGAGGCGGAGGGACGGGGGAGCGCACGCGCUGGCUAAACUGACGGAGCUGGCGCUGCUGAUGAGGAGAGCGGCGGCCGCUAGAGGGAGAGACACACAGAAUGGCGGCAAACUAGAAGCAGUACUUACAGAAUACGCGGGACGUCUUGCGGCUCAGGGUUGCCUCCGCAGCGCCCUCAACAGUUUGGAAGGCGCGCCGCCCACCGAGCUGCACGAACGCCUCAACACAGCCCUGGGGCUCAACCCGCGCCGGCAGAGCCAUCAACAACAACAGCAAGGUAUGCCGCAGUUCGCGCGCUGCCGCACUACGAGCGGUCACGCCAAGCGCGGACAUCUCGUCGCACACAACGAUGUUUCCAAUACCUACAGCGCAGUUCGCGCGCUGCCGCACUACGAGCGGUCACGCCAAGCGCGGACAUCUCGUCGCACACAACGAUGUUUCCAAUACCUACAGCGCAGGUUAGCUCUCGCUAGUAUUGUGUUUAGUUGCAGCAACAACAACAGCAAGCAACAACAACAGCAAGGUAUGCCGCAGUUCGCGCGCUGCCGCACUACGAGCGGUCACGCCAAGCGCGGACAUCUCGUCGCACACAACGAUGUUUCUAAUACCUACAGCGCAGUAGCGCCAUCAUACGAGCCCAACCCUUGGGCGCAGCAACAGCACCCCGCGGCCCCCCUCCCCGCGCAGCCCUUCCCCCCCGCGCCCGCGCCCGCGCCGCCGCAACCUCCCCGUCCGGGCAGCGUGGGGCCACAAGCUGGUGGCAUAACCUCCAAAUCCAAAUACAAAGUAGACCCCUCUGUGCAAUCCGCGCCCCUCUACAACCAAUACAGCUUCAAUAACCCCCAGCCCCCCACUUAUGGCUUUAACAGCCCCCUUCCUGACCAAUACAGCGGUUCAACAGUCCCUAGCAGUGGUAGCUACACAUACAGCCAGCCUCUAAACCCGAGCCAGCUGAACCCGACGAACCCGAGUGUAAAUCCGAUGAACCCGAGUGUAAAUCCAUUGAACCCGAUGAACCCGAGUGUAAAUCCACUAAACCCGAUGAACCCGAGUGUAAAUCCUUUGAACCCGAGUGUAAACCCGAUGAGCCCGGCGCCAGUAGCGAGUCAAGUGAACGGCAACUACCAUCAGGAGCGGCGGCAGGAGGCGCCGCCUGGCUGGAACGACCCGCCGCCGGUUACUGCCAAGCCUAAGCCAAAACAAGAGGUCCAGCAACAAGCACCCAUCACCCACCCCCUAUAUGGAGUCGAACCCACACACGUGCCUCUAAACCCUGCCCAGCAAUAUCCUGGGCAACAACAGUACCCUGGACAACAAUAUCCUGGACAACAACAAUAUCCUGGCCAACAACAGUACCCAGGGCAGUACGACCAGUACCAACAGCAGCAGUACCCGCCUGUGCAGCAGUAUCCUCAGUCGGCGUCACCUUUACCGCCCGUGGAAGCAAAGCCCGCGCAGAAGGCCGAACUACCCGAGGAACAUAAAGUCAUGCAGAGCGUCUUUGAUGCCAUUAGGGCUGAGUGCUCUAAUAGAGCUGCCAACCCACAAAUGAAGAGAAAACUAGAAGAUGUCCAACGGAGGCUGGAAACGCUGUACGACCUGCUGCGAGAAUACCGGCUAUCGGAGACAGCAUUAAGCUCGCUCCACACCUGCGUGCAAUACGUGCAGUCGUCGGACUACGAGAAUGCACUGCACGUGACGACUUCACUCGCGACUGGCGCCGACUUCGCCGCCGCGGCGUCGUUCCUGCCCGGCCUUAAAACGCUGUUCCAACUCGCGGGCCAGCUGCAGGUCUACGUGCGAUGAGCGCCAAGAACGCCUAUGUGCGUUUGUCGUCACUGCCAAGAACGCGCAUGUGCGUUCACUUUGUAACACUGCAGUGAAUGUGUCAACCUAACAUGGUUCACGAUUCUAUCCAUAUAUAAGUAUGAUAAAUUAUUUCCAACAUAAUUAACUCUUGAACGCUACAGAACAAUAGCUGUCAAAUAUAAAAUUCAACCUUUUAAGUACCUAUUGAAAUUAGGUACCUACCCAACUCAUAUAU
This is a messenger RNA of Cydia splendana, 4581 nucleotides long. It is a transcript of the gene Sec31, whose product is annotated as protein transport protein Sec31A. Gene Ontology annotation, molecular function: protein binding; structural molecule activity. Gene Ontology annotation, biological process: endoplasmic reticulum to Golgi vesicle-mediated transport; endoplasmic reticulum organization; COPII-coated vesicle cargo loading. Bases 123 to 4343 code for a protein of 1406 amino acids. The transcript has 30 exons. Gene Ontology annotation, cellular component: COPII vesicle coat; endoplasmic reticulum exit site. NCBI's taxonomy places the organism in Eukaryota, Metazoa, Arthropoda, Insecta, Lepidoptera, Tortricidae. The record is from RefSeq and is a predicted model, not a curated record.